CUCCGAGCAUAACCCGCCGCUCCCUUUCUUCUCUCUCACAUGCUCUUGGCACACUCUCUCAUGGCUGGUCCAAGAAUUUUGCUCUGCGGGGAUGUCUUAGGUCGCCUCAACCAGCUCUUCAAGCGUGUCCAAUCGGUUAACAAAUCAGCGGGUCCAUUCGAUGCGCUUCUUUGCGUUGGCCAGUUCUUCCCUGACUCGCCGGAGCUGCUUGAGGAGUUCAUGGACUACAUUGAAGGCAGCUCCCAAAUUUCGCUCCCAACCUAUUUUAUUGGUGAUUAUGGCAUCGGAGCCCCCAAGGUUCUGUCAGCCGCGUCGAAAAACUUGGCGCAUUUAGGGUUCAAGAUGGAUGGCCUGAAGAUCUGUGAGAAUCUGUAUUGGCUGAAAGGCAGUGGCAACUUCACUUUGCACGGUUUAUCUGUAGCAUACUUAUCUGGUAGGGAAUCUUCGGGUGCUCAACAAUUUGGAACAUAUAGUCAGGAUGAUGUUGGUGCAUUGCGAGCUUUGGCUGAUGAAUCCGGAAUUGUUGACUUAUUUCUAACUAAUGAAUGGUCCAGUGGGAUCACAAACAGAGCUGCUGUAUCAGAUGUCCCCGCUGGAAUCUCAGAUUCUUCAGGCAGUGAUUCUACUGUAUCGGAGCUAGUUGCAGAAAUCAAACCACGCUAUCAUAUUGCAGGUACUAAGGGUGCGUUCUACGCUCGUGAACCAUACUCUAAUAUUGAUGCUCUACAUGUUACCCGCUUCUUUGGUCUUGCUCCUGUUGGAAACAAAAACAAACAGAAAUUUCUCCAUGCAAUUUCCCCCACUCCUGCAUCUACAAUGUCACGUGCUGAGAUUAGCACGAAGCCUUCAAACACUACCCUGUCUCCAUACAUGUUUGCAGAGCAAGCAGCUAAUCCUAAGGAAGCCACCAAAAGAACUAGUGAUAGUGAUUCACAGUAUUGGAGAUAUGAUGUCUCGCAAAAACGAAAAAGACAUGGAGAUGGAGAUGGUGAUAAACUAUGUUUUAAAUAUAUAUCUUCUGGUUCUUGUCCGCGAGGGGAAAAAUGCCACUUUAAGCAUGACAUGGAUUCAAGAGAGCAGUGUUUGAGAGGUGUUUGUCUUGAUUUUAUAAUCAAAGGAAAUUGUGAAAGAGGUUCUGAAUGCAACUAUAAGCACAGCCUACAGAGUGAAGGUGAAGGUUAUUCUCACAGAAGACCUGGAGCUGAAAAUACUAAUGCCGGCAGGUCAAGAGAGUGCUGGUUUUGCUUGUCAAGCGCCAAUGUGGAGUCACAUCUUAUCAUUAGCAUAGGAGAAAGUUACUACUGUGCAUUGGCUAAAGGCCCCCUUGUUGAAGACCAUGUCCUGUUAAUGCCUAUCGAGCAUUCACCUAAUACUCUUUCUCUACCACCAGAAUGUGAAGAUGAGCUUGGCAGAUAUCGGAACAGUUUGUCGAUGUAUUAUAAAAAUAGAGGGGAGGAAGCUGUGUUCUUUGAGUGGGUUUCCAAGUGUGGUACUCAUGCAAAUAUUCAGGCUGUUCCGGUUCCAUCACCACGGACAGCAGCUCUGCAAGAUAUAUUUAACAUGGCAGCUAAAAAGUUGGGUUUUGAAUUUGUGGCCUUGCAGUCCAAUAAUUCUGCCGGGAGACCAUUGUUAAGAACCCAGUUUGACAAGAAUUUUAGUUUAUUUUAUGUGGAACUCCCUGGAGGUACGAUACUUUCACAUUUGGUCGAGGAGAAUGAGAAAUUUCCUGCACAAUUUGGACGCGAGGUUCUUGCUGGCUUGCUGAAAAUGCCAGAUAGGGCUGAUUGGCGAAAUUGUAAACUUGACAAAGAAGAGGAAACAAAAAUGGCGGAAGAUUUCAAGAGCCGGUUUAAAGGAUUUGACCCUACUCAGUAAUUUUUUUGAAAAGAAUGCCACAAACCAACCGCUUUGUGGGUGUUAUCUGCUUGGAUGCCAUGAUGGGUUAUUAAUCAGUUGGUGAUGGUGCCUCAUGAUCUUUUAGCUUGAAAUGUUACAUUUUUGUUAUUGGAACAGAGUUGAGGGUGCCUCAUGGUCCUCAUGUUUGAAGUAAAUCCAUUAUAUGGUGACUUCUGAGCCCAGGUGGUCUCUAUACUGCCCCCUGACCUACUGUGUGUCUAUUGCCUGUCAGACCAGAUUGUCAUUCUUUUCUCAAGUUAUUUUAAAAUGAAUGUUCUUUUCUAUAAUUUUGCCUUCCAAGUGGUCUCAGCCAUUAGAUUGUCCAUGACCUAGUUUGUGCAAUUAGUUUCAGCUCGAGACAAUUUACGCAAAUCAGGAAAAUAGGAGCUCCAUCUUGAAAAACUGCAACAUGUUAGUUUGUAUUCUUAGGAAGUAGUUUCAUCUGGCAGAUAUAAUGUGACUAGGUUGGAUGAUAUUAGAAAACUCAAAUAUUUCUGUUGUUGUGCUAAUUGAGUUGUGGCUUAGUAGCCAAUAACAUUUCUUGCUUAAUUGUUCUUUUGUGGAGAAAUAAUGCUGCAUUAUCUCAUCAUCCUCAUUAGAAUUUCUACGGAUUGGAAUAUUGAGUACACAACUGAUUGUAGCUUCUAUGGUCGUAACAGUUUUCCUUUAUACUACCUUUCUGGAUCA
Tripterygium wilfordii is the source of this 2583-nucleotide messenger RNA. Its product is annotated as zinc finger CCCH domain-containing protein 64. The transcript has 10 exons. Gene Ontology annotation, biological process: mRNA splicing, via spliceosome. Bases 40 to 1875 code for a protein of 611 amino acids. The record is from RefSeq and is a predicted model, not a curated record. Gene Ontology annotation, molecular function: metal ion binding; RNA lariat debranching enzyme activator activity. Gene Ontology annotation, cellular component: post-mRNA release spliceosomal complex. Lineage: Eukaryota; Viridiplantae; Streptophyta; Magnoliopsida; Celastrales; Celastraceae.